GUCAGUCUAAAAACGAGUUUCAUCGCGUUCGGCUGCCGACUCGCUCAAUUUUUGAAUUCAUUUUUGGCCUGGCCCACUAAAAAAAGAAGAAACAAAUCGAAAACAAAGCCUCAUUGCGGCCCAUUAAGCAAAUGCUAAAUUAGUUCGUUGUGUAAAGGUGUUAAGCAUUACUCUGUCGAAAUUCUCCUACCGCAACAAACCCCAUCUGCUUGUGUUGGUUUUCGCCCAAUUAUUUGGCCAAAGUAUCGCGGAGUUUUGUAAAAAUAUUUCUGGAAAAUCUUCCCCAAAGUGCAGUGAUUGUGUUUGUGUGCUCGAAUCGUUUGUAGAACGGUAACAGGUAAAACAACAUCAACAUCAACUCAACAAUCCGAAUCCGAACGAGCGACCGAUGUCGGUGAAUAUAGCCAUUAAAAUGAAGUUAAAGUCGCUCCCGAGCUGCAUACAAAUGCUGCUGUAAAUAAGUCUAAACAAACAUUGCAGUAGUUGAUGACAGGGAGGAGAGAGCUUUCAAGAACUGGAGGACUCCCAAUCCCUUGGCGUGGACUAACCGAAAGUAAAUUGAAAUUUCACCGCGUUCUCGGGUCCGGACCAGUGCACAUCCAUCGAGCGGUUGCCGGGUUUUGCAUGCUGGCCGGGCAGAUAGCCCCGGCGUGAGCACACACAUCGGGCUGGAAAAGAUAUAGCCAGCGAGUCAUCCAGCCAGCCAGCCAGCCAGCCAUCCAGCUGCAUCGAAUAUAUCUCGGCCAAAUGUACGCCGGCCGGGCGACACAAUUUGCCAAAACCAUCAGCAGCAUGGCGUGCAGCAUACAGAAGCAACCUCAGGCACCGCAAUCAGUGGACCCUGGCACUGCAGGAGUGGAUCGGGUGGGCGGAGUGGUAGGCGGAGGAGGUGGUGGCCCCAGUGGAGCUGGCACCGUUCCCUCCACACCGAAGAGCAAGGCCGCCCAGCCGAGGGGCUCCCUGCCGACGGAUGUGAACCAACCACCGCUGGAGUUUCAGUGGCCACCGCCCGUUCCCGUUUCGAUACACACGAGCAACUUGCGUCUGAACAUGAUGAACCAGGAUCCCAAGGACCUCCAUACAGCCAGAGCCAUCAUCGAGGAGCUGCGCUCCAAGGUGCGCUUUCAGACGGAGCACAUCAUGAAGUGGCGCAAGGCGUAUGCCAUGCAGGUCCAGCAGCACUAUCGGUAUCAGAAGGAGAAAUCAGAUCAGAUGAACUCGUUGACCUCGCAGCUUCUGCUCCUGGAAUCCCGACUGAAGCGGAAGCAGAAGCAGAUAGCCAGUCUACUGAACCAUCGGGAGUUGACCAUCCAGCGUCAGCAGAAGAUCAUCGACACCCUGUCCUCCCGGCUGGUGGAUCAUGGCCUGGAGACCAUUGAAGCUAGCUAUGCCAACGAGCUGGACUCCCUGAACGACUCGGACUCGGCGGUGGUGCUGGAGGACAUCGACUCCGACAGCCCGAUGACCUUGGGCACGCGACGGAAAAGUAGUGGCGCUGGCGGAUUGGGCGGAGUGCUGGGCAGCGAUGGCAUCACCAUAGUACGCUCCAUAUCCGAUGCGAUAGAGACGAAUCACAACAAGUACGGAGCGGCCAGGCGAAACAACUGCUUCCUGCGGCGACCAGAUAUCCUGGAAACAGUUUACUCCGUCGAGGAGGAUCCCGAACCCACCACGGACGUGGCCGAGAAGCGGGACAAGUUCAAGAACCGCUCCGACAAGGCGCUCAGCUCCAGCUCGACCGAGGGUCAGAUAGACGCCGCCAGUCCCUCGACCGCGGACAAAGCCAAAGAUUCAUCGCCCGUCGACGGCGGAUCCACCAUUCCAAGACGUCAGCUGGGAGCUCUCAAGAGAUCCCCCAGCCACGACUCUCCGUGCACCACACUCAGUGUCAAGGUCCCCCAGCUGCAGCCACCAACUCCUCCAGCAUCGGCAGCUGGAGCGCAGGAGCCGCCCAACGGAAAGACCCAGGUGACCAACUACAACCGUGUUAUGUUGAACCAUCGCUCGGUGACGAAGCCCAAGGACGUGAAGUACAAGCGCAUCAACAAGGCGAAGUCCAAGAGUCUGGAGGAGCUCCGGGGGCGUCUCAAGAACCUGGUGGAGCGGCCUCCGGGCCUGGACGGCGGUUACUCCGCCGGCAUGAUGCCGCAGGCGGCGCAGUCAUAUGCGUGACACUCGCAGCAGCCGGAUGCGGAGUCCCAGAGGUCAACGGAGGGGGUGAAGAACGGUCAGCCGGAGGCGGCGAUGGGACCUCGUCCGCGAAGGGAGAGCGCGGAGCCUAUGACCUCGACCUUGGCCUCGACCUCGACCUCGACUUCGAUCGCCGCCCCCCAGGAGCCGCAGGGCAGCAGACAUGGCUUUCCCAAGAGGUCGCUGACCUUGCCGCGCAUCCUGGUGCCCCGGCAAUCGGCAGCGGGGCUGGCGGGCUCUGGCGGCGGGGGCGGGGGCGGUGGCGGCGGUGGGCGUGGCGGCUUCUAGCAAUUAAAGAAAUUUUUCAUACGCAAUUGUGAUAAAAAGUAAACACGUUUUCUUCCUCCGUCUCUGUACAGCCGACUUCAGUUGCUUUAACAUGAUUCUCUUUUGUAACAUUUGUUUCCUGGACACUUAUCCUGAGCCUAGUUUGGUAAACUAUGCAUUUACAUAAGUUUAGCUUAAGUUUUACAAACGGAACUGCAUUUUGACUUAACAUUACACAUAGUUUCACAAAACAAAUAAAUCAUUUUUUAAACCUAUACUAUUUUUCUGUCUAUGAUUUUCACACUUUACAAAAAGCGUAUGAAAAAUUUCGCCAACCGUAAGUCAGAUUUAUCUUACAAAUGAACGGAAUGUGUACUCGAGGACAAUAUUUCCAAAUCCCAGAUGUUGAAUGGUGAGUAGCUCCAGUCAGUCCCAGAAUUGUGGGUGAAAAUAGGCUAGAAAGGAUAUUUUAAAAAUGUACUCAAGAUAUUACUAAAUAGCACAUAAGAACAAAUGCAUAGUUAUAUUUAAGCAAAGUGUUAAUCGUUUAUAUUACACAUGUAUUUUUCCGCAAACGUUUAAGAGCUUCUCCGAUAUUUCUUUUACAUACAUAAAGCGUUUCGGGUUGCUUUUGAAAACUAUACAACCAAAACACGUUAGAACAUACUUCUCUAUUGAUAUUCGAUCUAGUGUAAGCUCUACUCCAUGGACUGUCUUCUAGAUAACAGAAUUUACAAUUGAUCAUAAACAAAUAUGAGUAUAUUUUCUUACUAACUAUUACUAGCCAUUUAUAAAUAUUUAAUAUCUUUAACUAGGAUAAGUUAGAAGAAUAUUAUUUUUGCAUUUCGUCACGAUUAUUUUGUAACUUGUUAUCGACUAUUGGGGUCUGCAUGGCCCCAAUGUCCUAAAUGUCAGAUGUACCUUGAGAACUCGUAAAAUACUGUACAGAUUUAACCCAAAUAUCAGCGUUAAUAUUAGAAAGUGAGUUAGAAUCUCCUUAGGUGUGAACUUCGACAAUGGCUGCUAUCAGGUCUCAAUUAUAAAGAAUACAUAUAUUUAAAAGCCAAAACAGUACAAUGUCUGGACAGCUGGAAGACAACAAGCUAUAUAUUCGAAAUUACCUAAAUCAAAUAUAUAUCAAUAUGCAACUUGGUGUUUCAGUGACUGUCCUGCAACAAUGUGUACCUACAUACGUGUGUCAAAACAAAACAUUUCCAGUAUUGAACUAUAAAGUAUGGUUAAAUAAACCUCUUGAAUUCCUAAGUCAAUUGGACGUUAAUUUAAUUACUUGAAGCAGAUU
Drosophila erecta is the source of this 3757-nucleotide messenger RNA. RefSeq lists its product as uncharacterized. The record is from RefSeq and is a predicted model, not a curated record. Bases 748 to 2172 code for a protein of 474 amino acids. Lineage: Eukaryota; Metazoa; Arthropoda; Insecta; Diptera; Drosophilidae. The transcript has 6 exons.